Solanum lycopersicum (tomato) is the source of this 1674-nucleotide messenger RNA. RefSeq names its product cysteine proteinase mucunain-like. NCBI's taxonomy places the organism in Eukaryota, Viridiplantae, Streptophyta, Magnoliopsida, Solanales, Solanaceae. Gene Ontology annotation, cellular component: lysosome. Gene Ontology annotation, molecular function: cysteine-type endopeptidase activity. The record is from RefSeq and is a predicted model, not a curated record.
ACCAUUCUCUCCAAUAACCCAAACAACAAACAAGAAGAAGAACAAAAAAAAAGAUGACUUAUUUCAGGCCUUUGUUCUUGUUUCUUCUUACAUUUUUUGUCCUUUCAUCUGCUCUUGACAUGUCCAUCAUCAGUUACGAUGAAAAGCAUGCAGAUUUAGGGGCAACAAAUCAUCGUACAGACGAUGAAGUUAAGGGAUUGUAUGAAUCUUGGAUUGUUAAGCAUGGAAAGAAUUACAAUGCCAUAGGAGAAAAGGAAAAAAGAUUUGAAAUUUUUAAAGAUAAUUUAAGAUUCAUCGACGAGCAAAACGCUGAGACCAGACCGUAUAAACUUGGGUUGAAUCGAUUUUCUGAUCUUACCAACGAUGAGUACCGUGCCCUGUUUGUAGGUGGACGGUUCGAUAAAAAGACGAGGCUUUUGAAGAACCCUAAAAGCGAACGUUACGCUUUUAAGGCCGGCGAAAAGUUGCCGGAAUCCGUUGAUUGGAGACAGAAAGGCGCUGUUGCCCCUGUUAAAGACCAAGGCCAAUGUGGGAGUUGCUGGGCAUUCUCUACGGUUGGUGCUGUUGAAGGAAUAAAUCAAAUUGUAACCGGUGAAUUAAUUUCCCUCUCUGAACAAGAGCUUGUUGAUUGUGACAAGAGCUAUAACCAGGGUUGUAAUGGCGGUCUCAUGGACUACGCCUUCGAAUUCAUUAAAAACAAUGGCGGCAUUGACACUGAGGCUGACUACCCUUACCGUGCUAAAGAUGGUACUUGUGAUUCAAACAGGAAAAAUGCUCGGGUUGUCUCCAUCGACGGAUAUGAAGAUGUUCCCAUAAAUGAUGAGAAAUCAUUGAUGAAGGCAUUGUCAAAUCAACCAGUUAGUGUUGCUAUUGAAGCUGGUGGCAGAGCUUUCCAGCACUACUCUUCGGGUGUUUUCACUGGAUACUGCGGUACACAACUAGACCAUGGUGUAGUUGCAAUUGGCUAUGGAACAGAUAAUGGUUCAGAUUACUGGAUUGUGAGGAAUUCAUGGGGUCCUAACUGGGGAGAAAGUGGAUACAUUAGGCUCGAGCGAAAUUUAGCUAAUAGCACUAGUGGAAAGUGUGGAAUUGCAAUGGAGCCCUCUUACCCUCUUAAGAAUGGGGCAAAUCCUCCUAAUCCCGGUCCAUCUCCUCCUAGUCCUGUAGCACCAUCAACCGUUUGCGAUGAGUACUAUAGCUGCACCGCGGGCACUACUUGCUGCUGCAUUUAUAAGUAUGGCGACUACUGUUUUGGCUGGGGAUGUUGUCCUUAUGAGUCUGCUACCUGCUGUGAUGACAACAACAGCUGCUGUCCACAUGAUUAUCCUGUCUGUGAUGUUAAUUCAGGCACUUGUCAAAUGAGCAAGGAUAGUCCAUUGAGUGUAAAAGCAUUGAAGAGAGGUCCUGCUACUGCUAGAGUAAACUGGUCAGGGAUGAAAUCUAACAGGAAAGUGAGUUAUGAUUGAGUAAUUUAGCAACUGCAGGUGAAAAGGGCAAAAGGAUCAUCAUGUUUAGAAGAGCUGUUCAAUCUGUGGCCAAUGGGCUGUUUCUGUUGUUGAUUGGUUUAGUUAGUAUUGUUCCUUUUUUUAUUAUUUGAGACAACUUUUACCCAGUGUAAAUAUUCAUCUUUUAAAUUCUUAAUGAAAAUUCUAAGUACCAUAAUGUUCUAUUGCA